Molecule: messenger RNA, 1012 nt
Organism: Equus quagga
Lineage: Eukaryota; Metazoa; Chordata; Mammalia; Perissodactyla; Equidae
Product: DNA primase small subunit-like
Exons: 8
Coding region: 1-969 (322 amino acids)
Biological process (GO): DNA replication, synthesis of primer
Cellular component (GO): alpha DNA polymerase:primase complex
Source: RefSeq, a predicted model, not a curated record
AUGGAGAAGAAUGGAGUUCACGGGCAUCCGCGAGGGCUCACCUUUCCGCAGAAUACCUUCUUCUUGGAAUGGGCGCGGCCUCCUCCUGCCCACCUGAGCUGUAGACCUAGUACCCCAGAGCCGGUGGGCGGAGACCCGGGGGAGCGCCUCCCGCGCCCUGGCCAACCUCCGAGUGGAAACUACAAUUCCCAGCGGCCCCUGCAGACGCGGGACGCGGCCACGACGCGCCUGCUCAGUGGCGGAGACCCGGGCUGUGUGGUUCCCGCCAAUUCUUGCGGCCGUCCUGCUUGGGUUGAGUUGAUGGAGCCGUUUGACCCCGCCGAGCUGCCCGAGCUGCUUAAGCUUUAUUACCGGAGGCUCUUUCCCUACGCCCAGUACUAUCGCUGGCUCAACUAUGGCGGAGUGGUAAAGAAUUACUUUCAACACCGUGAAUUUUCCUUCACAUUGAAAGAUGAUAUUUACAUUCGCUACCAAUCCUUCAACAACCAGAGUGAUCUGGAAAAGGAGAUGCAGAAAAUGAAUCCUUACAAGAUUGACAUAGGCGCGGUGUAUUCCCACAGACCCAAUCAACACAAUACAGUGAAGCUGGGAGCUUUCCAGGCCCAGGAAAAAGAACUGGUGUUUGACAUUGACAUGACAGACUACGACGAUGUGAGGAGAUGUUGUAGUUCUGCAGACAUAUGUUCUAAGUGCUGGACCCUGAUGACCAUGGCCAUACGCAUCAUCGACCGAGCAUUAAAGGAGGACUUUGGAUUUAAGCAUCUUCUCUGGGUAUAUUCUGGAAGGAGAGGUGUUCAUUGUUGGGUCUGUGAGGAAUCAGUUAGAAAAUUGUCCUCCGCAGUACGUUCUGGGAUAGUUGAGUAUUUGAGUCUUGUAAAGGGUGGUCAAGAUGUUAAAAAGAAAGUUCACCUAAGUGAAAAUGUCCACCCUUUUGUCAGAAAAUCUAUAAACAAUAAAAAAAUAGUUUGAAGGAUAUGCCUUGGUGGGUCAAGAUAUUCUUGAAAAUAAAGAA